This is a messenger RNA of Sciurus carolinensis (gray squirrel), 2684 nucleotides long. RefSeq names its product serine/threonine kinase receptor associated protein (gene Strap). Lineage: Eukaryota; Metazoa; Chordata; Mammalia; Rodentia; Sciuridae. Gene Ontology annotation, biological process: spliceosomal snRNP assembly. The coding region runs from base 317 to 1369 and encodes 350 amino acids. Gene Ontology annotation, molecular function: RNA binding; protein binding. Gene Ontology annotation, cellular component: SMN complex. The record is from RefSeq and is a predicted model, not a curated record. The transcript has 10 exons.
UCGUCACUUCCUGCCGAUACCGGUGUGGACGGUGAGGAUCGUGGCUCGGCCGGUGUUCCGGUUCUUUCCCUCCCCUACUUUCCUCCCUCCCUCCCUUUCCCUUCCUCGGCGGCUGUCGCUAGCCGGUGUUUGACUCCCUGACCCCUCCCUAACCCCUUCCUGACCUCGGUGCCACUGGAUUGGCCUCCUUUUCUUGUUCCUUGGCCCAGCCCCAGUGUCAGGGCGGGGGGCCUUGUGGAGCGAGAGGCGCUGCAGCUGAGGAGAAGAGGACUACGACCCUCCACUCACCCGCCGAAUAGCCGGGUGCGCCGCCGCCAUGGCAAUGAGGCAGACGCCGCUCACCUGCUCCGGCCACACGCGGCCGGUGGUUGAUUUGGCCUUCAGUGGCAUCACGCCUUAUGGGUAUUUUUUAAUCAGUGCUUGCAAAGAUGGUAAACCUAUGUUACGCCAGGGAGACACAGGGGACUGGAUUGGAACAUUUUUGGGUCAUAAAGGUGCCGUUUGGGGUGCAACGUUGAAUAAGGAUGCCACCAAAGCUGCUACAGCAGCUGCAGAUUUCACAGCCAAAGUGUGGGAUGCUGUCUCAGGAGAUGAAUUGAUGACCCUGGCUCAUAAACACAUUGUCAAGACUGUGGAUUUCACACAGGAUAGUAAUUACUUGUUAACUGGGGGACAGGAUAAACUGUUACGCAUAUAUGACUUGAAUAAACCUGAAGCAGAACCUAAGGAAAUCAGUGGUCACACUUCUGGUAUUAAAAAGGCUCUUUGGUGCAGUGAGGAUAAACAGAUUCUUUCAGCUGAUGAUAAAACUGUUCGCCUUUGGGAUCAUGCUACAAUGACAGAAGUGAAAUCUCUAAAUUUUAAUAUGUCUGUUAGCAGUAUGGAAUAUAUUCCUGAGGGAGAGAUCCUGGUUAUUACUUAUGGACGUUCUAUUGCUUUUCAUAGUGCAGUAAGUUUGGAUCCAAUUAAAUCGUUUGAAGCUCCUGCAACUAUCAAUUCUGCAUCUCUUCAUCCUGAGAAAGAAUUUCUUGUUGCAGGAGGUGAAGAUUUUAAACUUUAUAAGUAUGAUUAUAAUAGUGGAGAAGAAUUAGAAUCUUACAAAGGACACUUUGGUCCCAUUCACUGUGUGAGAUUUAGUCCUGAUGGAGAACUCUAUGCCAGUGGUUCUGAAGAUGGAACAUUGAGACUAUGGCAAACUGUGGUAGGAAAAACCUAUGGCCUUUGGAAAUGUGUGCUUCCUGAAGAAGAUAGUGGUGAGCUGGCAAAGCCAAAGAUCAGUUUUCCAGAAACAGCUGAAGAGGAAUUAGAGGAAAUUGCUUCAGAGAAUUCAGAUUCCAUCUAUUCUUCAACUCCUGAAGUUAAGGCCUGAGCAUCAAGCAUAUGCCACAGAUAGUAUAUAAUUUAUGGACUAAAUGACCAAGCAGAGAAAAGCAUCAGCCUUCCAGAGUUACUCUCUGCUUACAGUAAACACAGCAGUAAAUAAUGGGGAAUACGAAUUAGCUCCAGUGCUGGAACAACUUACUUGGUGUUACCUGUGAGUGAAAACUCGGAGUAUCAGAUGAAGGCAGGUGGAGGUAAUGCUCUUGUAGCAUGACAGCCUGUUGUCUUUUAAUGAAUAUGUACAAGCCAACAUCCAAUUUCUCUUAUUAUAAUUAAAUUUCUUGUAGCUGUUUAUGUUAUUAUGGAAAAGAAAAAUAUAUUGGCCUAUUUUUCUGACUUUUCCCUUAAAGCAGAUUGCCUUUUUUUUUCUUCUUUUUUUGCUUUAGUUGUAAAGAAGAGGGAAAACAUGAUAAAGUAAUUGGUUUGAUUUCUCUUUCUAUACACUGCUUCUGAACAUCUAAUUAUUUUUAGUUGUCUAAAUAAAAUGCCUCUAAAACAAAACAGUGUUUUCUUUCUUUGGAAAAAACUAAUAAAUUUAAAUUUUAUGAAUGAAUAUGGGAAGUGUUUCUACAUCAUGACCACAGUAAAAGACAAUUUGUUUAUACAGUCUGUAAUAUUAGUUUCUGAAAUACAUUUGCCUAUACAAAAUUUACAAAUUUUCAUGUCCUUUGUUCAAGUUGAAUUUACCUCCCCACCUUCCUGAGUGGAUAGCAGUGCUUAACCUGCCAUUAAAAAUGAAAACUUAUGAUGCAUGCUAGUUAUAAGAAAUACAAUAAAGCAAUUACAGAUAGAAAAAUCACUUAACAUCCUACCACUCCCCCCAGAAAUUAUUAAAAUAUCGUGAACAUCAUUGCACAGUAGUGUAUUGCUGUGUGUAUGAGAGAUAAUAAUAAAUGAUUUUAUGAAAGCAGAGUAACUGUAGAACUGUAAUGUUUAAGACAUACCAUUUUAUUUUACCUCAUGAAAUUUGGGUAACAUUCAAGAAAUGUUUUUACUAACUUUUUAAUAAAUUGGAUCAGUUGAGUUUAGACUUUUUAAAAUAUGGAGGGAGGUGUUAAACUAGUAAUUUAGAAAUAUUUUAGACUAAUAACAUCCUAAUUCAAAGAUAUUUUGAAUGACCUUUGAUAACUUCUUAGAAGAAAUAAAAGCCAACCAAAGAAUAGGUUAAUUUUUGAGGAUUUCUGAUAACCAGAAGAAAGAAAGCACUGUAGACUAGAUAGUCACUGAGAGCCAAGAGAGGUGUGUUAUAGGUAGAACAGAUGAUCCACAGAUGAUCUCACAGGGUGGUAGUGUUUUUGUGUCAG